Messenger RNA from Canariomyces notabilis, 862 nucleotides. RefSeq lists its product as uncharacterized. NCBI's taxonomy places the organism in Eukaryota, Fungi, Ascomycota, Sordariomycetes, Sordariales, Chaetomiaceae. The record is from RefSeq and is a predicted model, not a curated record. The coding region runs from base 215 to 667 and encodes 150 amino acids. The transcript is spliced from 2 exons.
GGUAAAAGAGACCCCUACUGAGCCCGCUUCGUCGAUGGUUGAGUCCAUGGCGGAGGCCAUCUACUGCGGAGCGGAAGGGUUGUCAUUGGUUGGUGCUGUCACCCCUUAUAAGGGGCUCGCCAUCACUCCAGCCUCAUCAGCAUAUUCCGCCUCGGCCGCCCAAAGUCAUGGCGGAUUUUGACGUCAGCACCGAGCCAGGUGUUCGCACUUGGCUAUGUCCUGUGCAGUGAUGCUGCCGGUGAGCUGCUUCGCCGACUGGCACACAUUCAUGCGUCGGCCAGCAUGCUCACCUCAGCCCUCCAAAUCUUUGGGACCUUCGGUUCGGCUUCGCUUUGGUCUUGUUGUCAAUCCUAACUACCUGCUGAACGCCUACGUCAUCUAUGCCGCGUCCGUGAGGCCCUGCGGUCCUUCGCCACGGCGUUGUGACUCUUCGUGUCUAAGAUGUACGCCAGCCUCGGCAUCUACUACACCAGCUCCAUCUCGGCCUUCCUGGCCGUGGUAUUUGUGCCCUUCCCUUUAUUAUGGUUUUGAGCUCGUUGGGCUUGCUCAUGAAGGAAGGGUUGGUCGACCGAGUUUCAGGAUGCCGCGGAGACCCGCGCGCAAGGCUGACCCAGACAGGUAUCUAUUUGUAUGGCAUCGAACUGAUUUGAAGCCAUGGAGAUGGUGAUCUGGCACUCAGGGUAGUGCAUACUGUACUUGAUGCUUCAUUGAGAGAGUUACCGUGUUUCACAUUCAUGUCGGCACUGUAAUUGCUGUGCCCAUUACAGCGAUUGUCAAGCGCAUCGAGAUAUUGCAACGCAAAAACAGGACGGCUCGGAAAAUAGGUGAGAAAUGGAGGAAAUCCAGGGGCAUUGUUUACAGC